Verticillium dahliae VdLs.17 is the source of this 1007-nucleotide messenger RNA. Its product is annotated as galactosyl transferase GMA12/MNN10 family protein. NCBI's taxonomy places the organism in Eukaryota, Fungi, Ascomycota, Sordariomycetes, Glomerellales, Plectosphaerellaceae. Gene Ontology annotation, molecular function: glycosyltransferase activity. The record is from RefSeq and is a predicted model, not a curated record. Gene Ontology annotation, biological process: protein N-linked glycosylation. The coding region runs from base 1 to 948 and encodes 315 amino acids. The transcript has 2 exons. Gene Ontology annotation, cellular component: Golgi membrane.
AUGAGUCAAAACCUCGUCAAGGCAAAGUUGCACUGUUAUGGCGACAACGACUGCUUCCCCGAUAUCCGAUCGACGAACGCAUCGGACCUCGACACCAACAUCAAGAUAUGUCAGAGUCAGCCCGAGAAGCGCUAUGGGGCUCAGCUCCGGGUUGCGACGGUGACAGCGCAGUUUGGGCAGCCGGAGGACCAUUACAAGCGUGCUUUGCGCACCCAUUUGCGACAUAGCCUUAUGCAUCAGUCUGAAGUCCACGUGCUCUGUGCCGAGAUUGUGGACGACUUGUGGAACAAGCCGGCUUUUAUACUCGAGCUCCUCUUAUCGGAAAUGGAGAAGCCUGAGGACGAACGCCUUGAAUGGCUGUUCUGGGUAGACAGGGAUAGCAUCAUCCUCGACAACUGCCGAUCGCCUUCAAGCUUUCUCCCACCGGCAGCAAAGUGGCCUCCGAGUGAAGCCGCCGAACAGGCGGAUGGAGUGGAGCGGCCCGGAAUCAACCUUGUUGCGACGAAGGACUGGAAUGGGCUGAAUAACGGCAUCUUCCUCUUGCGCGUCAGCCGCUGGAGCGUUGACCUGUUUGCGGCCAUCUUGGCACUGAGAUACUUCAGGCCUGGCGUGGAUCUUCCUUUCACAGAGCAAAGCGCGAUGGCCAUGCUAAUGCAAGAAUUCCAGUUCGCGAAACAGGUGGCAUGGGUGCCGCAAUGGUGGUUCAACGCAUACCCCAGGCCGGAAGAGGACUUUGACGAGGCGAACCUUGACUUGCUGGAGGAACACCACGCCAGGAGGGGAGACUUCUUGGUGCACUUUGCUGGGUUGGGCAACCGAGCCGAGGCAAUGCCGGUUUGGCUGGACGUUGCCGAAGAUGACUCAAGGCAAUGGAGCGUCGGUACACCACUGAGGGAUGUUGACAGUGGUAUCAGGCAGUAUUGGAGGGGUAGAAUGAAUGCUGCCUGAGGGUGAUUAGCAUGAAUUCCAAGACACUAUGAUUCUCAGAAUAGAUCUAUAUGCUUUCG